Chrysoperla carnea is the source of this 786-nucleotide messenger RNA. RefSeq names its product fatty acid synthase-like. Gene Ontology annotation, biological process: fatty acid biosynthetic process. NCBI's taxonomy places the organism in Eukaryota, Metazoa, Arthropoda, Insecta, Neuroptera, Chrysopidae. The transcript is spliced from 2 exons. Bases 1 to 786 code for a protein of 261 amino acids. Gene Ontology annotation, molecular function: fatty acid synthase activity. The record is from RefSeq and is a predicted model, not a curated record.
AUGACUCGCAUACAUUUAGAGAAAACAUAUGAGGCCAUAAUUGAUGCAGGAUUAAAUCCCGACGAUUUACGUGGAACAAAAAGUGGAGUCUAUACAGCCUCAUCAGUAUGCGAAUCUGACAAUGAUUGGAUUCAUACACCAGCAAUGGUUGAUGGAUACGGUGCGAUUGGAAAUAGUAGAGCAAUGUUAGCCAACCACGUAAGUCAAUGGUUAGAUUUACAUGGCCCAUCGUAUAAUUUGGAUACAGCAUGUUCAAGUUUCCUAUAUGCUGUUGAGCACGCGUAUAGAGAUUUGAGAGCUGGUAUUGUGGAUUGUGCACUCGUUGGAACGGGAAAUUUAUGUUUAUCUGAAAUGACAACAUUACAAUUUGCACGCUUGGGUUUAUUAUCAAAAGAAGGAGCUUGUCGAACUUUUGAUGAAAAAGCAAAUGGGUAUGUAAGAUCUGAAACAAUUGGAUGCAUGGUGUUAAUGCGUGCUAAAGAUGCUAAACGCAUCUACUCGUAUAUUGAGCACUCAAAGACUAAUUGUGAUGGAUAUAAAGCUCAAGGAAUUACGUUUCCAUCAGCAGAAGGUCAAUACAAAUUAUUGAAUGAAUUCUAUAACGAAAUUACAAUUUUACCGAAAGAUAUUGGUUACGUUGAAUGCCACGGCACUGGUACUAAAGUCGGGGACGUAGAGGAAUGUAUUUCAGUUGAGGAAAUAUUUUGUAAAAAUCGUAAAGCACCGCUAAAAAUUGGUUCGGUUAAAUCUAACCUUGGGCAUUCUGAACCAUCCUCUGGAUUUUGA